Molecule: messenger RNA, 1209 nt
Organism: Opisthorchis viverrini
Lineage: Eukaryota; Metazoa; Platyhelminthes; Trematoda; Opisthorchiida; Opisthorchiidae
Exons: 1
Coding region: 40-1209 (389 amino acids)
Source: RefSeq, a predicted model, not a curated record
UUGAGAAAUUCUUGGAAAGCUUUGAAAAACUUCCACAUAAUGGUGCAUGAUCAGGCUACACGCUAUCAACAUGUUCAACCAGGCCCAGCAGCCUAUGAUUCGGUAUACAGGGAAGCUUUGGAUUACCUUAAUGGGGCUGUGCUUCAGCUGUCAUCAAGUCCAAAUUUGUUGUCCACACAAAGGACAGCAAGGGAGCUCCAAAAAACUGCUGAAUACUUGGCUCAGUUGAGACUAGAAGAUGAACUGUUCAGCCAAGCUUCACCUAAGUGGCGUGAGAAAUUUGCCGAAAGAGAGAUCGUGACACAGAAACAGGCACUGUUAAGGAUAAAAGAAAAGUUAACCGAUCCUGGUGGUCAAUUUUUGCCACGGUAUCGUACAAACAUGGAUCACGGCAAUGCCCACUGUAAUACCGAACAGUGCGCAACUGCUGAGUUGGCUAGACCACAUGGACAAGAUGAGGGCAUUGGUUGGACUGAUACCUCGAUUCGAGCAGCUCACGAGUGGGCCGAGCGGGAACUGGUUGGGUUGAAUACGGAACUAGAACCGUUGGCAGAGGCUGCUAAGAAAAGGAUACGGCAGUAUUCAGAUGAAAUGGACAUCACUAACAGAUAUGGUGGAUAUCGUCGAAACAUGGGCUAUAUGAAAAAACGCAACCCGGAAGAUCUGAAAGCUUUGGAAAAUACACUUGACACAAGCAUUGGCCCACCGAUGGCCCCCAGAUGGCACUUAGGCCCAGAAUGGAUACGAGCCGAAGCUGUUGGAACACAGAACUAUAUGGCCCCCGGAGAUGAUGCAGAUUGUCAUGUGGAUCGUGCUCAGUUUAUGGAACGGUACAAACUUCCACAGGAUAAGAUAAAAGCUGCGGGGAUCGAGGCAAGUUUUCCGGGAAGAUCAGAAUAUCAGGAUGAAUAUCUUACUCCUACAUUUGUUGAAACUGGUAUGGUAAGUGUGUUGCCCCCAGCAACUCAUAGAUCCACGUUCGAACAACCUGUCGGAGUCCGUGGUCGCGGGUCAAUGGUAGGUAUCGACCCAGUGCAAGUACAACUCAAGGGAUAUGGUGUCAACCCAACACCAAAUUACCUGGCUGCUUUUGACGGUGCGGUACCAAUGUCUCGAGAGGUUGAACCGUUCCCUGUAUCGGAAACAAAGGAUAGCUAUCGCUGGCCCGAAAAGUCUAAACCAAAAGACGUUUUUUUGAGCAUGGAAUAA